AACACACACACACCCUCACCCUCCCUCGCAGUCACUCCUCCUACCUCCAUCUUUCUACCCUUCCUCUUUUAUUUAUUUUUUUCCCCACCUCUCAGCAUCUGAGGCUGAAUGUGUAGGUUAGAGCUGCAGCAGCAGCAGCAGUAGUUGCAGCAUCCAUGGCUUAAGCCGCAGCUCAGAACGGCAGCUAUCCUGACAAGGACCCUACCCUUCCUCUGUCUCUCUGUCUCUCUCUCUCCUCUCUUUCUGUCUAUAUCUCUCUCUGCAUCUCUCCCUCCUGGGCUAGUUGACAGACAACUGACUCACAGUUAGCCAGGGCGUUAGCCACAUACACACAGCUGCUGUGCCUCCCAUCAUUUCUGCUGUAACCGGGGACUUCUUCUCCAUCUCCCGCUCCUCAUAGCACCUACUUUCAUUUCAGGAUCCUUGGAGAUAGAGGAAUGCAAAUCUGCAACCAUGAUGGAAGGAUUGAAAAAACGUACCAGGAAGGCCUUUGGGAUACGGAAGAAAGAGAAGGACAAUGACUCUACGGGGUCCCCAGAGAGAGAGAGUGGUGAACCCCAAGAGGUUGAAUCGUCUCAGAAGAGGACCAACGGGGCCCCGAAUGGCUUCUACGGAGAUAUCGACUGGGACAGAUAUAACUCUCCUGAGGUGGACGACGAGGGCUACAGCAUCAGACCUGAUGAGGAGUCAGAAGAAGUUACCACCAAGAAGACCCACUUCUUCUCCUCCGACGAGUCAGAAGGAGAGGAGGACCAAAAAAAAAGGUUCAAAAUCAAGAUCAAGCCACUGCCGUCUGAUUGCGUUGUAGCAGCACCCUCAUUCGACGAGCUCAAAGCCUCCAUAGGCAACAUAUCUCUGUCUCCAUCACCUCUGAGGAGUCCGAGACGUAGCCCGGGCUUGAAAAGAAACACAUCUAGUGAGGAGAUUGCCAGACCGAGACGCAUUGUCCCCACUGUUCCCACUGUGGCCCCCACACCGGCUCCAGCACCACAGCUCCCCAGCAGUCAACAAACACCAGUCCCUGAAGACACCACAGCCUUAUUUGGGCCUCCUUUGGAAACUGCGUUUGGAGCAGAACAGAAAGUUGAAGUGGUUCUGUCAGAGUCAGAUGUGUGGGGUGUUCCUCUGUCAGGGUCUGAAUCCUCUUUGACAAUGUCCUUCCCAACAGGAACACCACCACCACUUCCUCCCAAGAAUGUCCCCCUCUCACCCCCAACGACUGGCCCUCCCUCUGCAGAAGAGGCUGUGACAGUGGAAGAAGAUGGCAAGAACCCUUCCAUAGUAGACUUGGACAACAUUUUUGGACCAGAGCAAGCCCUGGCUACUGUCGAGGAUAUAAAUGACACUUGGGUCUGCUUCAGUGAAGAAUCGUCUAAACAGCCACCUCUACCAGAUGAACCUGCACCUCCAAUCCCUUGCUCCCCACCUCCUCCAGAGGAACCAGCACCUCCUUUACCAGCCUCUCCACCUCCACCAGAAACUACUGCCCCUCCAUUGCCUAUAUCACCACCUCCUCGAGAAGACCCUGUACCACCUCUCCCUACCUCCCCUCCCCCAAAACUUGACCCUGCUCCACCUCUGCCAACCUCCCCACCUCCCUCAGAAGAACCUGUUGCACCUCCCAUCCCUUCAGGUCCUCCCACACCAGAAGACAGAAAUCCUCUCACAAAUGUCACCACUCCACCCCUUCCAUCACCAAAAGAUCUUGCAUCUCCCUCUACCUCCUCUCCCCCUCCUCUCGACUUGCCUGCUAAUGUCCCACCAGCUUCUGCUCCCCAAGCAAGCAGCUCUCCAGCAGUGAGUCCUUCCUCUGAAGAACUUGCACGUGUCGUCCCAUCAUCAAUUGUCCUGUCUCAAGAGGUGAAGCCCAGAAACACAGACACCACCCAACCCAAAGAGGAUGUAAGAGAAACAGCCAGCUCAUCCAAAGAUGUCAGUCAGGGGAGCAGGAGCACGCCUCCUCCACCCCCUCCUCCCACAUACCGGACAGUGGUGUCAUCACCAGGUCCCACAUCUGGACCUGCUGGCACGAAUAGUGGUUCCUCUUCUCCAGUGCGACCUGCUACUCCUUCAUCAGUCAACUCAACCCCACCACCUCCUCCACCUCGCCCUCCUUCUCGGCCCAAACUUCCUCCUGGGAAACCAACCAUAGGAGAUGCAAGUCGCCCCUUCAGCCCGCCAAUACACUCAGCCAGCCCUCCUCCCGUCGCCCCACUGGCACGAGCUGAGAGCACCUCUUCAAUCUCGUCCACCAACUCAAUGAGUACUGCUACUACACCCACCGUUGGUAAAGAACUGUCCGUGUCUGUCUCAGAAGAUGAUGCUUAUGUAGAGAAACUGCCCACCUUUGAGAGACACAUUGAUUCAUUAGCAGAGAAUGACCAGCCAUCCCUUGUAUGGUUUGACAGAGGGAAGUUUUAUUUAACCUUUGAAGGCUGCUCCAGAGGGCCCAGUCCUCUCACCAUGGGGGCUCAGGACACUCUUCCAGUGGCCGCUGCAUUCACAGAGACGGUCAAUGCCUUCUUUAAAGGAGCCGACCCCAGCAAGUGUGCAGUGAAGGUCGUAGGUGAGAUGGUUUUGUCGUUUCCAGCGGGAAUUACGCGACACUUCGCCAAUAACCCGUCCCCCGCUGUGCUAACCUUCAGCAUAACCAACUUCAGCCGACUGGAGCAUGUGCUGCCUAACCCCCAGCUCCUCUGCUGCGACACCACCACAGAAGCCCAGGCUGAUGUCAAGGAUUUCUGGGUGAACAUGCCAAACCUGAUAUCCCACUUAAAGAAGGUGGCAGAGCAGAAACCACAGGCAACAUACUACAACGUGGACAUGCUGAAGUAUCAAGUAUCGUCACAGGGCCUCCAGUCCUCUCCUCUGAGCCUGGCAGUGAGCUGGAGGUGUGAGCCCACCAGCACUGACCUGAGAAUAGAUUACAAAUACAACGGAGAGGCCAUGACGACGCCUAUGGCCCUCAACAAUGUUCAGUUCCUUGUUCCUAUCAAUGGCGGGGUUUCAAAACUACAGGCUGUCUUACCUCCUGCCGCAUGGAAUGCAGAGCAGCAAAAAAUCCUUUGGAAGAUUCCUGAUAUCUCUCAGAAAUCUGAAAAUGGAGGUGUGGGCUCGCUGUUGGCACGCUUCCAGCUAACAGAGGGUCCCAGUAAACCGGCUCCACUGGCCGUGCAGUUCACCAGUGAGGGCAGCACCCUGUCAGGCUGUGACAUCGACCUGGCUGGGCCAGGAUACCGCUUCUCUCUCGUCAAGAAGAGAUUUGCUGCAGGAAAGUAUCUGGCCGACAACUAAACUACACUACUGAUAGUAGCACUGUUGA
Solea senegalensis (Senegalese sole) is the source of this 3322-nucleotide messenger RNA. It is a transcript of the gene sgip1a, whose product is annotated as SH3GL interacting endocytic adaptor 1a. Lineage: Eukaryota; Metazoa; Chordata; Actinopteri; Pleuronectiformes; Soleidae. The transcript is spliced from 26 exons. Gene Ontology annotation, biological process: clathrin-dependent endocytosis; clathrin coat assembly. The record is from RefSeq and is a predicted model, not a curated record. The coding region runs from base 454 to 3294 and encodes 946 amino acids. Gene Ontology annotation, cellular component: clathrin-coated vesicle; plasma membrane; clathrin-coated pit.